AUGAUUAAUUUAACCAAACCCAUCAAGAAAUUAUUUGAAGGGUAUGAUCUAUCAAUGGAUGUACAUGGUCAAUUCAUAUGCAAUCAAUGUACUGUUUUUAAUACGGCAGAAAGAGAUGAUUGGUUGAAGCAUGUACGAAAAUAUCAUUACUCAGCAUUCGUCCGUUUAGUCCGGGAGAGAGAAGGUUGUCCAACGGCUCUUAAUGAUCAACCACUUGCCAAUAUAUCAGACAAUGAAGAUGAUGAUGAUGAUGAUGAUGAAACGGCUAAUAUUGGUACACCACGUUUUGAAUUUGAUGCUUUAACAGCUAGCACAGAUUCACAUCGUCUUCCUUCUCAACGACGAUUUCAACCAAGUCGUCCAGCAUCGGGUGCAAUUCCACGUGAUUUUAUUCCUCAACGUCAGUUUCAACCAAAUUGUCCACCACCUAAUAUAAAUCAAUAUUGUUUUAUUCCUCAACAACAAUUUCAACCAAAUCAUGCGACAACAGGUACAAUUCCACGUGAUUUUAUUUCUCAACAAUUGGAACAAAAUCAUCAUGCAACAGCAAGCACAUAUCCAGGUGAUUUUAUUUCUCAACAACAAUUGCAGUUUGGUAAUACAACAGCUGAUCCACUUCAACAAUCUCAAGUUCGUGAUAAGACUAUCAAGAAAGUUGGGAAAUGUUUUCUCCCUGCGUUUAUGAGACUUUCUGAAUAA
Molecule: messenger RNA, 699 nt
Organism: Rotaria socialis
Lineage: Eukaryota; Metazoa; Rotifera; Eurotatoria; Philodinida; Philodinidae
Source: the annotation of a GenBank genome assembly